AUGGGUUAUGAGCUAUGGGUCAGGAGCUAUGGGUCAGGAGCUAUGGGUCAGGAGCUAUGGGUCAGGAGCUAUGGGUCAGGAGCUAUGGGUCAGGAGCUUUGGGUCAUGAGCUAUGGGUCAGGAGCUAUGGGUCAGGAGCUAUGGGUCAGGAGCUAUGGGUUCAUGAGCUAUGGGUCAGGAGCUAUGGGUCAGGAGCUAUGGGUCAGGAGCUAUGGGUCAGGAGCUAUGGGUCAGGGGCUAUGGGUCAGGGGCUAUGGGUCAGGAGCUAUGGGUCAGGAGCUAUGGGUUAUGAGCUAUGGGUCAGGAGCUAUGGGUCAGGAGCUAUGGGUCAAGAGCUAUGGGUCAGGGGCUAUGGGUCAGGAGCUAUGGGUCAGGAGCUAUGGGUCAGGAGCUAUGGGUUAUGAGCUAUGGGUCAGGAGCUAUGGGUCAGGAGCUUUGGGUCAGGAGCUAUUGGUCAGGAGCUUUGGGUCAGGAGCUAUGGGUCAGGAGCUAUGGGUCAGGAGCUAUGGGUCAGGAGCUAUGGGUCAGGAGCUAUGGGUCAGGAGCUAUGGGUCAGGAGCUAUGGGUCAGGAGCUAUGGGUCAGGAGCUUUGGGUCAUGA
This is a messenger RNA of Knipowitschia caucasica, 600 nucleotides long. NCBI's taxonomy places the organism in Eukaryota, Metazoa, Chordata, Actinopteri, Gobiiformes, Gobiidae. The record is from the annotation of a GenBank genome assembly.